Messenger RNA from Eurytemora carolleeae, 2509 nucleotides. Its product is annotated as glutamate receptor 1. Bases 283 to 2040 code for a protein of 585 amino acids. The transcript has 22 exons. The record is from RefSeq and is a predicted model, not a curated record. NCBI's taxonomy places the organism in Eukaryota, Metazoa, Arthropoda, Copepoda, Calanoida, Temoridae. Gene Ontology annotation, cellular component: membrane. Gene Ontology annotation, molecular function: glutamate-gated receptor activity.
UUUGUUUCAGGCAAAAUUUGUUUAGAUUUCUAGAUUGUACAUUACAAUCUUGUGCAAUAGAUUCAAGAUUUUUACAUAAAACAGUUCUUAAAUCCUGUUUACUUAGAUCUACUAAAUGUCGAAUACAUAGCUUAUGACAAUUUGAUAAACUGGUCACAAAUUGUACAAAAUGAGUGCAUAAAACUGUUUUAAUAUGAGGAACAUUAGAAAUGGGCUCAAUGAAAUAUCUAUGGGUUUCUCUUGGUAGAUCAAAUAAAAUAUCUUAGAGUAACCAAUGAUAUAAUGAGAAGCCUAAAUCUCCUGAUGUUCCUCUCUGUGUUGGUUUCCUCUAACCUGGCUAAGUUUAACUCUUCUCAAGUACUGAAGUUCAUAGAUAAUCUAGUUAGCCAACAACCUGCACUCCUUAAACCAGUAAUGAACUUGGUUCUCUGUGAUGAGAGCGAUGAACUAAUUGCUGGUGCUCUAGAUAUGCUUUACACAACACUACCACAUCUAAAUAUCAAACAUCUGGGGAAUUUGUCCUCAAUGAAAUUAGAUGAUUCAACAAUAUUUUUUUGCCAAAUUCCAAUUCAGGAAAAGAUAAAUGUUAAUGAGGCCUUUGCCAUUUUUGACACAUCUCAAGAAUGGUUUGUUCCCAGGUUUAUUAUGGAAGGACAAGGAAACAAAAAGUUUCUGGUUAAAAACAAUGCUGAACUGUAUGAAAUCAAAACUUUUAAGGUAAAGCAGUCAGUUUCCGACAUUGUGGCCUUCCAGUUACCAAUAACACCACCUACAGAAGAUAACAGAAUUGAUUUGCAUGGCAUAACAUUGACUGCAGGCUAUCCUCCUUCAUCUGCUUUGGUCAAGAUAAAGGAUGACAAACUUGAAGGAGGAAUUGGAGCAACAUUUGACACAAUGAGCAAAAUUAUGAACUUUACAUAUAAGCCUGUUCCAUCAAUCGAUGGGUUUUUUGGAUCUAAAGUUCCUGGUGGAGUAAAAUACGAGGGAAAAACUUCCCUAUACAAUGGAUUGGUGGGAAUGUUAGAAAGAGGAGAGGUGGAUGUUGCUGUGGCAGAUCUUUUUGUUACAUUAGAUAGAAACCAGGUUGCAGAUUUUGGUGGAAGUAUUCUUCUUCAGUCAACAUUUUGUGUCAUGGCCAAACCUGGGACUGAUUUGGAGUUAAUGGCCUAUUUUAAACCAUUAAAACCGAUUAUUUGGAUGUGUGUUUUAUGCUCAGCAGCAGGUCUUACUAUUUUUCUCUUUAUUCUAUCCUGCAUCUCAUACAAGAAAGCUCAGGAAGGGGUUUCUGACAUACUGAGCUUCUCUAUGAGAACUUUAGGAGCUGUUGAGACCUUCCUUUUGCCUGAACUCAGGUUUAAGAAAGUCUGGAGAAUAUGUAUGCUGACCUAUCUAGUUCUUGGGUUCUUUGUUGUGGAAACUUAUAAGGCAGAACUAACAUCAUAUCUUACCAGUAAAACUGCAAAGCUACCAAUCCAAAGAAUGGAAGAUAUACUUGAUACGGAUAUGAAACUUUCACUUCCAUCUGGUUCCUCAUUUGUAUCUAAACUACAAUUUUCAGAUCAGGCAGUUUUUCAGCGAUUGUGGAGUGAAAAGGUAGCUGAUCAAGAAUAUGGACUGGUAAACUGGUCAGAGGGAGAUAGAGACAAUAUUUUGAAAGCUUUACGAAAUAACUAUCUUGUGCUUGGUUAUGGAGAUGAAGCGGAGAAGUUUAUGGCUGAAUACCCAUGUGAGGUUGCUAGGAUAGCAGUUGAUGCUUCUUUACCAUCACAAACUGGAGUUUAUCUUCGUAAAAAUUCACCAUUCACCGCUUUAUUCAAAAAGCAAUUACAAAUACUGAAAGAAGCUGGAGUUGUUGAUACAAUCAUAAAAAAGAGUAAAAGGGGAACUCUUGAAUCUGCUACUUGUAAUAAUUCUAAUCUAAUACUUGGGUUCCAGAGUACAGUUUUCCUGUUUGUUGUGAUAGGUGUUGGUAUUCUCUUCUCCACUUUUAUUUUUAUCUUGGAAACAAUUAUAUCUACUUUGCAGCCUUAUAUAACUUAGCUAUUACAUGGUUGUAUAUAUAACCUAGCUAUUACAUGGUUGUAUAUAUAACCUUGCUAUUACAUGGUUUUAUAUAUAACCUAGCUAUUACAUGGUUAUAUAUAUAACCUAGCUAUUACAUGGUUGUAUAUAUAACCUAGCUAUUACAUGGUUGUAUAUAUAACCUAGCUAUUACAUGGUUGUAUAUAUAACCUAGCUAUUACAUGGUUGUAUAUAUAACCUUGCUAUUACAUGGUUAUAUAUAUAACCUAGCUAUUACAUGGUUAUAUAUAUAAACUAGCUAUUACAUGUUUAUAUAUAUGAACUAGCUAUUACAUGGUUAAAUUUAUAACCCAGCUAUUACAUUGGUUAUAUAUAUAACCUAGCUAUUACAUGGUUAUAUAUAUAAACUAGCUAUUAUAUGGUUGUAUAUAUAACCUAGCUAUUACAUGGUUAAAUUUAUUACUCAGCUUUUAUAUGGUUAUAUAUA